UUUAAAAGGAGUCCUGUUGUGAAUUCAGCAACUUGACUGAUCUCUUCUCUGAUUGGACGAUCAUGCUUACGCUCACUCGGGCCAAUCACAAAGCAGCUACGUAGAUAUAAGGCCGGUUUAGGCAACGGCGUUGUACUUUGUCUCGUAUUCGAAGAUACAAGAAACACGAAAAAUGUCUGGAAGGGGAAAAACCGGAGGAAAAGCCAGAGCGAAGGCAAAGACCCGCUCUUCUCGUGCCGGGCUCCAGUUCCCAGUCGGCCGUGUUCACAGGCUGCUCCGCAAAGGAAACUACGCUCAGCGUGUGGGAGCCGGCGCCCCCGUCUAUCUGGCGGCUGUGCUGGAGUACCUGACCGCUGAGAUCCUGGAGCUGGCUGGAAACGCUGCCCGCGACAACAAGAAGACCCGUAUCAUCCCCCGUCACCUGCAGCUGGCUGUUCGCAACGACGAGGAGCUCAACAAGCUGCUGGGUGGAGUGACCAUCGCUCAGGGUGGAGUGCUGCCCAACAUCCAGGCCGUCCUGCUGCCCAAGAAGACCGAGAAGCCCGCCAAGAAGUAAAUACCCGGAACUGGCUUCAACUACACCAACAACGGCUCUUUUAAGAGCCACAAACAUCCAACUAAAGACCAGUCUUUUUAGGCCUGCUAUCAUGAAUGUAAUUCGCGCCCAUUUAACAUUCCGUAUAUUAUUGUGGAUUACUUUAAAUACAAUGAUUAACUACAGAUCUACAAAAUUGUUUUUAUUAAUCCAUUUGUACGCAUAGCACAUUUUUGCAACAUUUAAGCGGUUAACGGUAAUGCAU
Sander lucioperca (pikeperch) is the source of this 800-nucleotide messenger RNA. RefSeq names its product histone H2A-like. Gene Ontology annotation, molecular function: protein heterodimerization activity; DNA binding; structural constituent of chromatin. Bases 173 to 556 code for a protein of 127 amino acids. The record is from RefSeq and is a predicted model, not a curated record. Gene Ontology annotation, cellular component: nucleosome. NCBI's taxonomy places the organism in Eukaryota, Metazoa, Chordata, Actinopteri, Perciformes, Percidae. The transcript has a single exon.